Topomyia yanbarensis is the source of this 2419-nucleotide messenger RNA. RefSeq names its product exocyst complex component 5 (gene Sec10). Gene Ontology annotation, biological process: Golgi to plasma membrane transport; exocytosis. Lineage: Eukaryota; Metazoa; Arthropoda; Insecta; Diptera; Culicidae. Gene Ontology annotation, cellular component: exocyst; cytoplasm. The coding region runs from base 121 to 2268 and encodes 715 amino acids. The record is from RefSeq and is a predicted model, not a curated record. The transcript has 2 exons.
UCACCCUUUAUGCAUCAUCCUGGUCAAAUUCAAAGGUGAUAGUGAUAAAUAAAAACAAAUUCCUUUCCGAAAACGAUGUUUUAAAAUAAAAUAUAUUCUACAGCAUUUCAACAAGCGAAAAUGCUCUCGCAAUACGUUGAGGAACUAGAACAGGAUCCCUUCGAAGUGGAGGAAUUCAUCGAGCGGCUGUGCUGGCGAACCAACAACGAAAUCGGCUCCGAUCAGUUCGAUCCGGAUCUGCUCUUUGAGACGUUCGUUGAAACCAUCAAGGAUCUGAAAAUCCUACAGGAACGCCAGCAGCGGAAGUGCGACAAGCUGGAGGAAGCGCUGAAGGAAGAGCAGAAAGUGUUUGUGAAAGCGAUCGAUAAAUUUGUCGGUAAACACCAGGUUUCGGUGGAUUACUUUCAUCAGCUGGACGAGAAGAUCAACUCGGUGGCCGGAAAGGUAAUCCAUUUAGGUGAGCAGUUGGAGAAUGUCAACAUUCCGAGAAGUCGUGCCGUCGAAGCUCAGCUGCUGUUGAAUCAUAUGGGAGAUUUUUUGACGCCCGGUCCGAUUGUAAACGAUAUCUACAGCGAUAAAGCGAGAUUGUUCGAGGCUGCGGAUAUCGUGCAGAAGCUGUACAUGAUAUCACAGGAUCUUCCGGCGAGCCGAUUUCUGACGGCUAAGAAGAAAAUCGAGGGCAAAUACGAUGAGAUUGAGAUGCAAUUAAUUGAGGAAUUUGCCACGGCUCAGAAGAUGGAAAGUAUCGAGCGAAUGAAGGAAAUAUCGACUAUUUUGUCUCAGUUUAAAGGCUAUUCGCAGGUGAUAGAUGUCUAUAUUGAACAAAGCCAGGCGGUCACCUAUGGAGGACGGGAUGUAUUCGACGGCAUUGUUCCGCUGUGUCACAAAAACUAUAAAAUCAUAAAACAGGUGUUUAAUUCACCGGAUCAAGUAAUGAGCAAAUUUAUUCUGAACAUUUAUCAGCUUAAGAUUAAUCAGUUUGUGCAGACUAAGCUGGAUGAUAGAAAGGAUGAAAGCAAAUAUCUUAAAUCGUUGUAUGAGUUAUAUUCAAGAACUCUAAAGCUUUCCAAUGAACUACAGGAGUUUAUGAAGGAAUCUGAUGAUGAUCUGCUCCAGAAACUAACAGCCAAUAUUUUCUCAACGCACUUGAGCUCGUACAUCGAGGUGGAAUGUCGCAGCUUGGAUGCCAAAUGUCAAGUUGAACUGAGAAAGUUCUAUGAGAACAAAAAUCACCAGAAAAAGCAGGUGGAACGAUUCCAGGAGCUUCGGAGAGACAUGCAAGCGUUGAUUGGGGCGCGUGCAAACAUCAACAUUGCCCAAAUAGAGGAUUACGGCGGAGAAACUUUUCUCUCAGAAGAACUGGCCAUAAAUCUUCUUCAGCAGUCCUCUUGUUCAUUGGAACGUUGCUGCCUCCUGUCGAGGGAGAUAGACCUACCUAAGCAUAUUCUCAAGAUUGUCGAUAUUUUGUUAAGAUUUCUUCUGCACGAACACGUUGACUACGCAUUGGAUCUGGGCCUACAGGCAAUUCCAAUCGCAGAAUGCAAAUCCAUUCCUCAGAUUUAUUUCUUUGAUGUCGCCCAAAAGUGCAACACCAUCGUGCAUUUGCUGGAGAAAACCUACAAUGCUAGUGUCAUUCCGAAUGUUCUGUCAACGGCGCAGUACGCUGACUGCAUUCAGAAGAAACGGUACUAUUUAGAAUCGAUUGAAAAUAAGAUCGAAACUGGUCUUGAACGAACACUGAAUGCUAUCUUCGGAUGGGUCAAAACAUACCUUCAAAACGAGCAGAAAAAAAGUGACUUUAAACCGGAGAGUGACGUGGACACGGUUGCCUCGAAUGCAUGUCUGUCGGUGGUCCAGUACAUUAAUCCUCUGGUAGCCCUAAUUCAGCGAACGAUCGAUGGUGAAAAUUUAACCGCCGUGAUGAACGAAUUUGGCGUACGCUACCAUCGGGCCAUCUACGAACAUUUGCAGCAGUUCCAGUACAAUACGGCCGGGGCGAUGUGCGCAAUCUGCGAUGUGAACGAGUACCGGAAGAGUGCCCGGGCCCUGCAGGCUCCUCUCGUGACGCAGCUGUUUGAUGUGCUGCAUGCCUUGUGCAAUUUGCUGCUGGUGAAGGUGGAAAAUCUGCAGGAAGUUUGCGGCGGAGAUACGUUGAACUAUCUGGACAAGUCGGUGGUGAUGAACUUUAUCCAACUGCGUAGCGACUACAAAACCAUCAAAAUUACCAAUUCACUCAAGGGGAUCUCCGAUCAGCGGGGUGGGAUUUGAAGGGAAGGAUGGUCCUGUAGUAAGUUGUACUAGUAUUGUAUUUUUUUAUUUUUCUCAAUAAAAUGGUAUAAUCGUGAGUUGAGAUAAACAAUCUCCAAGAACACAGAGAAAUCUAAUAGAUAUUUCUUGGCAGACCUGACCCCUGUAUCAU